Molecule: messenger RNA, 699 nt
Organism: Pollicipes pollicipes
Lineage: Eukaryota; Metazoa; Arthropoda; Thecostraca; Pollicipedomorpha; Pollicipedidae
Product: xylosyltransferase oxt-like
Exons: 6
Coding region: 1-699 (232 amino acids)
Biological process (GO): chondroitin sulfate proteoglycan biosynthetic process; heparan sulfate proteoglycan biosynthetic process
Cellular component (GO): membrane
Molecular function (GO): protein xylosyltransferase activity
Source: RefSeq, a predicted model, not a curated record
AUGAGAGCAGCCAGCGGGGGCAGCCGAUUGAGACUGAGCUCGCCGGCCUGGUGUGGGGAGGAGCAACCCUCGUGUCUGGAAGAGCUGCUCAGGAUGGCUCCGUGGGACUUCGCCGUGCCCCUCAGUGGCCUUGACCUGCCGCUGCGGCCGGCGGCCGAGCUAGCUGCGACACUAGCGCCGUACCGCGGCCGAAACCUGCUCCAUCAUGCCGAGCACAAGUUCAUGCGGACGCACGAAGAGAACAACGUGUUUGCCAUGUUUGGCUGUGGCGACUUCGUAUUCAACGUCUCACGACCCGGCAACCGUCCACUCCAGUUGAAGAUACCUGUUUAUGGACAUGCCACCUGGAAGGCACUGGACCGGCAGUUCGUCGAGUUCGUUAUAUCUGAGCUACCGUCGUCCCCGCUUGCUCGCUGGAGCCUCCUGCUACGGGUCAUCAUCAUACCGGACGAGCACUUCUUCGCCACGGUGCUUAUGAACUCCCGGUACAGCGACACACUGCUUCGGGCCAAGGUGCACCAUCCGAAGCGCUUCCAGGGCGAGAACCCGGAUGGUCUGUGCCGACACCGGGACGUGGUGGAGUUCUGUGGCAAGAAGUCGGCAGUGCUGCCCUCCGGCUCCACGUACCAGCUGACGAAGAGCAGCUCCAACUCGUACGAGCUGGCUCGGCGGCGUCGUCCUGUUGAAGGCGGCCAGUGA